Radiomyces spectabilis is the source of this 2103-nucleotide messenger RNA. RefSeq lists its product as uncharacterized. Gene Ontology annotation, cellular component: cytoplasm. The record is from RefSeq and is a predicted model, not a curated record. The transcript is spliced from 11 exons. Gene Ontology annotation, molecular function: protein binding. NCBI's taxonomy places the organism in Eukaryota, Fungi, Mucoromycota, Mucoromycetes, Mucorales, Radiomycetaceae. The coding region runs from base 120 to 1994 and encodes 624 amino acids.
AUUGAUUCCAUGCACUGUUUGUACAUGUUUCCAGGCCAUCCGUAUGGGCUGUCAGCAAUUCAAUGGCGUGUGGAAGAAAGUUAUUUGUUGCUUGGCUUUAGCGAUGGCACGGUGUUUGUAUGGCAGGGCACCUUGAUCGUGUGUUGACCGGCACCACGGCGCACGAUGUUCUGAAUGACGAUCGCUGGCCUACGAAUCGCUUGCAAACUACGAGUUCUUCGCAUAAACCUUGGACACUGAAACACAUAGCAUCGAUCAAACCUAUUCUGUCCCAUCAUCAAACGUCCCAUGUGACGACCAAUUUGGCGCACGUUUUCACAUUCAACAUUCGACGUUUAGCCAAUGAUUUGGUUAUCAAAUCCAGGGGCCCAGCUGGAUUACUAGCGCCGGCGCUUGAGACCUCGGCGUCGACCACCUCCAUCGAUGCCGUGGUUCCUGAUAUGCUCACAUUCCGUCCAGAUAAAGAUGACCCUAUCGACUCACGACAGGAUACAGAAAUACCGGCCCACGACAGAAAACUGGAAUUGGUGUCCUCCAUUAUUUCCAGCGUCAUGUCUUGGCACGUAAGUGAAGCCUUUGAAGACAUUUGUCGAAAAACGGUUUCACCAUCCGUCAUUACGGAUGCUCAUCUUUCCUACGGUAUUAAAGGCACCAACGGCAAUCUAUCGAUUUUGGCCCCGAUGAAAGACGAGAAAGAGGCCUGGAAAGUAUCGAUUUCCAUGACCGCCUCACGAUUGUUGACUAUUGCCUUGUUGGGUAAAGCCAUCAUAUCCAUGGCAGGACAAGAUGGUUGUAGCUCGGAUUUGAUUUCAAGUUAUGCUAUUGCGCUUUCGGCCGUUAUUGGCAAAGAUUACUGCUUCCCCUCAUUAUCGUUACUUAGUAAAUACUGGCAAGAUCCCUCAGCCCGCUGUCUCUUUUCCAGUGCGGUCACAGGGUUGUCAAAAGAAGACAUUGUUUCUCUUGUCAAUUAUUGGGAAGCCUUUUUGCCCACUUCAGAUGCUCCUGAAAGUGAUGGAUCGCAGAUGAUGGCUCGUGCUUCCGUCAUACUAGGCAUCAUGGGAUGCGACCAACCUCAAAUGCUAUCUUCAAGGGUUCGCAAAUCGACUGCUUUGAGUUUGACGAUUCUAUUGUCGGAUGUGGAAUUUGAACAAGGAAAUACGGAUCAAGCUACUGUGUCGUCUGCAUCCAUGGCACGAAUGUUGUCAUCGAUGGAACUUUUGAGUCAGGGAUUUUCAACUUGGGAAUCCUAUAUCAAUGCCUCGGAAGUGCUCCGUACCCUGUUUCAGUAUGCUUCCGAUAAAAAACCUACCAUGUCCCUUGUCAGUCGCGGAGCGAAAGGCGCCAUCUUUGAGAUCGCGGUAACAAAUAUGCCCCUUGUGAUUGGAACUUUGACGUUCGAUACCAUGCAUUGCAAAAAGAUCGAUGAUCGUAUUCGCUGUCUUCAGAUCAUUGGACAGUUUAUUCGAAAGAAACCCAUAUUACUGUAUUACAAUGUUCAUCGGGUGGUUGAGGCCGUGGUUAAAACGCUGGAUCCCAAUAUUCCACACAUGCGUGAACAAGUCUUACCUGCAGCUACAGCCAUUCUACAUGACCUUGUCAAGGUCACCACUGCACAAAAAUUAUCGGUAGGAACAUUAGAGGGUGCGUCGAUUAUCUACGAUGUGCGGACCGCGACACGAUCCACUGUGCUCGAAGGUCAUACGGGGCCAGUUACUGUAUUAGCCUUUUCUCCGGACGCUAAAUUCAUUGCCACUUGUUCACUUUUGGAUCAAACCGUUCGCGUAUGGUAUGCCAACCAGAGUAUAUUCGGCAUGUUGACCAGCAGUCUGUCCCACGGGUUCGGUGGCCAACGUCAUGACCAACGCGAUGGCACUUUGCAAGGAUCCCAUAAACCGUACAAGAUAUUCUCUUUUGCGCUGCCGAAUAAAGAGGAUGGUAAGUCUCACCCUUGGAACAUUGGCCAUCCGUUUUUUCUUUCUAACAUUUAUAUUUGAUUGAUUCGUGACAGCUACCAUGGAGCCGAGUCAAUCCAUUUACCAAGUGCGUUGUGAAUGGACUUCAACACGCACCGUCAAGCUGAAUGUACGUGAUUUAGUAAUGAAC